AUGGCACCCGCAGCCCCAUUCAACCCACCUUCAGCCGACCUGCCUGGCAAGCCCUUCGUGCCACAGUGGGACCCUCCGCCAGUCACCAAGGAGAAGCACAACUUUGCCGAGCUCAAGUCUAUUGAUCUCUCUUUGCUGGACUCGGAGGACCCAGCCGUCGUUGAUGAGCUUAUCCAGAAGGUCAAGUUUGCCAUUCGCCAUGACGGCUUUUUGUUCCUCGAGAACUAUGGAGUUUCUCUUGAGCAGCUUCACCGUCAAUUCUCUCUCGCUCAGUAUCUCUACAGCAACAUCAGCGUUGAAGACAAGGAACGCCUUCUUUUCCACCCUGAUACCGGUCUCUGGUCUGGCUACAAGCAUCCUUAUGGAUUCAAGCGACACCGUGGACCCCUCGAUGGCAUUGAGCAAUUUAACUGGUACAAACAAGACUGGGAAGACAUCAACCGCGUGCCCAAGUGUCUGCACCCAUUUAUGGACGAGAUCGAGGCGUUCUCCAACUACCUCACGAAAUCCGUCAACCGACGACUCCUGACCCUCUUUUCCCGCGUCCUGGAGCUCCCAGACGACUAUCUUUUCGAAAACGUCCAAUCUCAAGGGAGCCCGACCGGUGAAGGCUACUUCCGCCACGCACUUUUCAGACCCGUCCAGAAAGAAACCGAACAGGCAUCGAAGGGCCUGCGCAUGCACGGCCAUACAGACUUUGGUCUGACCACAUUGCUCUUCUCCGUUCCCAUCUCCUGUCUGCAAAUCUGGGGCCGCGACGAACAGUGGUACUACGUCCCUUACAAGCCGGGGGCGCUGGUCGUCAACAUCGGCGAUACCUUGGAGAUUGUCUCUGGUGGGCAUUUCAAGGCCACUCGUCACCGUGUUUUUAAGCCACCGAUUGAUCAAUUGCACGAGGAGCGUCUGUCAAUCGUGUUGUUCAACAGCUCUGUCGGAGAUUUGCGUAUGGGGCCUGCACAAGAAUCACCACUUAUCCAGCGAGAGGGCUGCGUCGAGGAACAGGGCAUCUACAAAGAGUUCAAGAAUCUAACAUCUCACGGAAAGCUUGUGCCCACUAAUCAGCAAUGGCGCGAGAUCCAGAUUGCGACGGUGACGGAUCCAACGGACACAGUGCGCAACCGCGUCGGUGCGGAUCAGGUGCUUAUAGACGGCAAGAUCAUGCAUCAGCGAGAAUACAUGGGUGUCAAAGUUGUCCUUCCUGUUUGA
This is a messenger RNA of Aspergillus glaucus CBS 516.65, 1206 nucleotides long. RefSeq lists its product as uncharacterized. The record is from RefSeq and is a predicted model, not a curated record. The transcript is spliced from 4 exons. NCBI's taxonomy places the organism in Eukaryota, Fungi, Ascomycota, Eurotiomycetes, Eurotiales, Aspergillaceae. Bases 1 to 1206 code for a protein of 401 amino acids.